AUGCGUCUCUUCACUCUCCUUAUAACUUUUCUUUCGGCUGUAGCGGCUCUUACUCUAAACAAGAUUGAUGGCACUACGAUCGAGCUCGGUGAUGAGCCGGCGGUCGUUGAUCUCAGCAACGUGAUCAUACCUGCGCGUGCGCCGGUUAUUGAGUCCAGUGCCCACAACGCAAGAGACGCUACCGACGUUAACGCCGCAGAUUGGGAUCGUAGUGCGUCAAAUGUUCAUUUCUACCAGCACACCAACUACAAAGGCAGUGUCGUGACGGCCUACCACUGCAGGGAUGGCAUGAACAGUUGCAUGACCUUGUUAAACACAGAAGACAAGUAUGGACACAUACCAAGUUCAAUCUACAGUCACUAUCGAGCCAUCCUCAAUUCGCUUCGACGUUUGCCCCGACGUACUGGUCACUGUGAACCCACGGCUAGAUCCCUCUUCCUCCACGGCUCGGUUGGCAAUCUUGCGACCAAUCCUGCGACCAUUGGCUGGAAUGACAAGAUCAAGUCUGUCGAUUGCCGCUGGGACCAAUUGUGA
Molecule: messenger RNA, 534 nt
Organism: Alternaria arborescens
Lineage: Eukaryota; Fungi; Ascomycota; Dothideomycetes; Pleosporales; Pleosporaceae
Exons: 4
Coding region: 1-534 (177 amino acids)
Source: RefSeq, a predicted model, not a curated record